GUUGUUCAUGGUCACGUGUUUAUGAUUCGGGGUUAACCAAUGAUACAUGCGUUUUUUAUUGCAGUGUAGCAAAUGCUUUCUGCACGGUUAGGCGUUUAGUUCGACCGUUAAAGGGAUUAUUGGACCAAUCGAAUAGUAUGGGAUCCUGACGCAUAAAGCUUAAACAAGUUUUUUUUACUUUUCAUCUUUAUUUUUACGAAAAAAGGCGAGUAAACGAUCGUAAUACAAUAUAUUAUUGUCAUGGAUGGAAAACAGAAAUUUGAGAAGAAAAAAAAUCCUCGCGAGGAAGCCAAUCCUCUUAGCGCAUUAACUUUCACGUGGAUUUUACGCACUUUCUGGAUAGGAUAUCAGAGAGAUCUUGAAGUAUCUGAUCUCUAUAAACCCCUUAAGGAGCAUACAAGUAGUAUACUUGGAGAGAAGCUAACUGCUUUAUGGGAGGCAGAAUGUCAGAGGAUAAAUGAAAAAAAAAAUAAGGCUGCUAAAAAUGGUGGAAAGAUUGAUGAAAGUAAUUUGAAAGAACCUAGUUUAUUGAAAGUUUUAAUCAAAUGUUUUGGUGCACGCAUAAUGUUUUAUGGAAUAAUAUUGGUCGUAAUGGAAAUAGUACUCAGAUUAUUUCAACCAUUCUUUCUUGGUCUAUUAAUCCGUUACUAUACACCACGAGAACAUACCUAUGUUUCAGUAAAUGAUGAUCCACUAUAUAAGAAGCAAAAUAAUUCUGAUAUGGUGCUACAACCAUUAUUCCUUGGCUAUUUACUGCGAUAUUAUAAUACUACAGAAGUAUCAAAAAAUGAAGCAUAUUUAUAUGCUCUUGGAAUAAUAUUGUGUUCUGCUAUUAAUAUAUUUGUUGUACACCCAUACAUGAUGGCUAUUUUACAUAUGGGUAUGAAAAUGAGAGUAGCUUGCUGUUCCUUAAUAUAUAGAAAAGCAUUAAGAUUAUCAAGAACUGCAUUAGGAAACACAACGAUUGGACAAGCUGUUAAUCUUUUAUCAAAUGAUGUAAAUAGAUUUGAUGUCGCUAUCAUAUUUUUACACUACUUAUGGAUUGCGCCACUUGAAACUAUAAUUAUUACCUACUUCAUGUUCGCUGAAGUACAAAUAGCUGCUAUUAUUGGUGUCGCAACAUUGUUAAUGUUUAUACCACUUCAAGGAUAUUUGGGUAAGAAGUCAUCGGAAUUAAGAUUGAGAACAGCUAUAAGAACAGAUGAAAGAGUUAGAUUAACAAACGAGAUUAUAACUGGAAUUCAAGCGAUCAAAAUGUAUACAUGGGAAAAACCAUUCAGUGAUUUAAUAGAGAAAGCUAGAAAGAAAGAAAUCAAUGUUAUCCGUUCAACGUCAUACAUCCGAGGUGUUACCAUGUCAUUCAUUAUUUUCACUACAAGAAUGUGUUUGUUUAUCACUAUAUUGGCCUACGUCUUAUUAGAUGGAAAGAUAACAGCUGAAAAAGUUUUUAUAUUGACAGCAUAUUAUAAUAUUUUACGACAAACUAUGACAGUUUUCUUCCCACAAGGUAUUACCCAAGUAGCAGAAGCUAUGGUAUCUAUAAGAAGAUUACAGAAAUUUAUGAUGUAUGAGGAAGUGACAUCGAAAAAAAAAGUAGAUAAGAAUAAGCAUAUUGUAAAACAAAAGAAUAAAAACAAAACUAAUUUAAACAAUGAAGUAAAUGAUGAUGUAAUAAAUAGGAGGAAUAGUUCUACCGAACAACCAAAAUUAGAUAACGAGGAUCUUAUAAAAUUAGAACAUGUUUCUGCUAAAUGGUUUUCAUCUGAAAACGAAUAUACAUUGCAGGAUAUUAAUAUACGUGCUCGUCCAGGUGAACUUAUAGCAAUAGUUGGACAAGUUGGUUCAGGAAAAAGCAGUUUGUUAAAUGUUAUCUUAAAGGAAUUGAAAGUAUGCUCCGGUAAUUUACAAGUUAAUGGAAGUAUCUCUUACGCUAGUCAAGAACCAUGGUUAUUUGCUGGUUCGGUUAGACAAAAUAUUUUAUUUGGUCAAGCGAUGGAUCAAGUUCGUUACAAUAAUGUUAUUAAAGUAUGUCAAUUAAAAAGGGAUUUUACAUUGUUACCUUAUGGCGAUAAGACAAUAGUAGGUGAACGAGGUAUAAGUUUGUCCGGCGGUCAACGUGCUAGGAUAAAUUUAGCAAGAGCGGUUUAUGCAGAAUCGGAUAUUUACUUGCUGGAUGAUCCAUUAAGCGCCGUAGAUGCUCACGUUGGUAAACAUAUGUUUGAGGAGUGCGUUGUUAAAUACUUAAAAGGAAAAACCAGAGUACUUGUUACUCAUCAAUUACAAUAUUUGCACAAUGUCGGUAGAAUUAUUGUAUUGAAGGAUGGCGUGAUUCAGGCGGAAGGGACGUACGACGAGUUGGGCUCAAAAGGAGUCGAUUUUGGACAUUUGUUGGAAACUCCAACGAACGACGAGGAACAAUCAUCAUCUACGCCCGCAAGUAGAAGCAAUUCUCGUAAUCCAAGUAUCACUUCGUUGAGUUCUUAUAAGACGAAUGACACCAGCAAACAACCAGAACCAGAAGAGGUAGCCGAAAUGCGAACUAAAGGUAGUGUUUCUGGAAAAGUUUACGCUGGCUAUUUCUUAGCCGGUGGUAAUUGGUGUAUAGUUGCAUUAGUAUUUGGAUUUUGUGUAAUGGCACAAUCGGCUGCAAGCGGAGGUGAUUUCUUUAUAUCUAAAUGGGUCAAUAUGGAAGAGACAUCGAUUGAAGUAACGAAAGACGGUGCUACACAUUUAGAUUGGAAAGGACCGAUCGAACGAGAAACUUGUAUUUAUAUAUACAGUGCUUUUACUGUAUUUACCAUAGCAAUAACUCUCGUACGUUCGUUAUCAUUUUUUAAUAUGUGUAUGCGAGCGUCAACUACGUUACACGACAAAAUGUUCCGUUGUAUCAGUAAUGCAAAAAUGUUAUUUUUCAAUACUAAUAACUCUGGUCGAGUUCUCAAUCGAUUUUCAAAGGAUAUGGGAGCCGUAGAUGAACUUUUACCAAUAGCAUUGAUCGAUUGCAUACAAAUUGGUUUAGCAUUACUCGGAAUUAUAACAGUCGUUGCCAUUGCUAAUCCAUGGUUAAUGAUACCGACUGUUUUAAUUGGAUUGAUAUUUUAUUAUCUACGAGUCUUCUAUAUUGCAACAAGUCGGAGCGUUAAACGUCUCGAAGGAAUCACCCGUUCACCGGUGUUUGGACACCUGAACGCAACGCUACAGGGUUUACCAACGAUACGAUCCUUCGAAGCCGGUGAAAUCCUUAUUAAGGAGUUCGACAACCAUCAGGAUUUGCAUUCCUCGGCUUGGUUUAUAUUCAUUGCCUCCUCUCGUGCCUUUGGAUUUUGGUUAGAUGUCUUCUGCCUAGUGUACAUAGCUUUGGUUACUCUGAGCUUUCUCAUUAUGUAUGAUGAUGCUGCUGGAUCGAUGAAAGGUGGUGACGUUGGUCUGGCGAUUACUCAAAGUAUUGGUUUGACCGGUAUGUUCCAAUGGGGUAUGCGACAGAGUACAGAAUUGGAAAAUCAAAUGACAUCGGUCGAACGUAUACUCGAGUACAGUAAAAUCGAGAGCGAACCACCGUUGGAAAGUACACCCGACAAGAAACCACCAGAAAAUUGGCCUCAACAGGGAAAGAUCGAGUUCAAAGGUGUAUCGAUGCGUUAUUCAUUGUUAGAAUCACCAGUAUUGAUGGAUUUAACAUUCUUUAUAAAGCCAAAGGAAAAGGUAGGCAUCGUUGGUAGAACAGGAGCAGGUAAAUCCUCAUUGAUUUCUGCAUUAUUCCGUUUCGCUGAAAUCGAUGGACCAAUAUUGAUCGAUGGUAUUGAUACAAGUACAAUUGGUCUACACGAUCUUCGUUCGAUAAUGAGUAUAAUACCGCAAGAGCCAUUUUUAUUUUCUGGCACGUUAAGAAGAAAUCUUGAUCCGUUUGAUAAUUAUCAAGACAAUUUAUUGUGGCAAGCAUUGGAGGAAGUUGAACUUAAAGAAAUGGGAUUGGAGGCACACAUUAACGAAGGUGGAUCUAAUUUGAGCGUUGGCCAACGACAAUUGGUAUGUUUGGCACGAGCGAUCGUACGAAAUAAUCCAAUUCUUAUAUUGGACGAAGCCACGGCCAAUGUCGAUCCACGUACGGAUGAACUUAUACAAAAGACUAUACGUCAAAAGUUUGAGAAUUGCACGGUACUUACUAUUGCACAUCGUCUUCAUACCGUCAUGGAUAGCGAUCGUAUAUUGGUAAUGGAUGCCGGUCAUGCGGUGGAAUUCGAUCAUCCACAUAUACUGUUACAAAACAAUAAAGGAUACUUAUACAGUAUGGUGCAAGAAACGGGUCAAGCCAUGGCGGACGCCUUGACCAUUGUAGCUCAUGAUAAUUAUACGUCUCGUUACAACUCCACGUCACUUUGAUGCGUGACACGUAAAAUAAUCAUCACCACGUUAGCCUUUUAUUAGCGCGGUUUUUUAUAUAAGUCGAUAGAGAUUAUUUAAACUAUAAAAUAUUUUCUAUAGACGCGGCGAAUUUCAAAUAUUUUAUUUUUUUUUUUUUUUUUUUUUGUUUUUGUUUUGUUUUGUUUUCUUUUUUUUUUUUAUCAUUAUUAUUAUUUAGGCACGACCGCAGCGUCAAAGUUAUUACCAUACAUACAUAUAUAUAUAUACAUAUAUAUAUAUAUAUAUAUAUAUAUAUAUAUAUAUAUAUAUAUAUAUGUAUAUAUGGUGUUAUUUCCGAAAUUACUUAAAAUAUUUAUAAACAUUUACGAAUCUUUAAGUUUUGCAUAAAAAUGCGUUAGGGUGCUUGUUAUAUGUGCAUAUUACAUGUAUGCUCUAUGUAUGUAUGAGUAUGUAUGUGCGUAUGCGAGUAUGCUUGUUGGUAUAUCCAUUCUAAUUAGAAUUAGAUGGAUUAACUUAAAAAAUUUAUGCCAAAAAUAAAAUAACCUCCGAUUAAUAUGCACACAAGUUCCAAUUUCUGAUGGGAAAAUGGUCGGACAUUUUCAAGAAUAAUACAGUCAUUAAUAUUAAUAUAAUAUCUAUAGAAAAUUAUGUAGAUAUAGUUUAAAUAUUGAUUAGCCAAUCAUUAUUAUAAUGCGAAUUAAUAUUUCGGUCGUGCCUAAUUCCUGUGUUUAAUCACAGACAAGAAGAAGCCUGGUUUAUUUCUUUUUUUCUUUUCUUACUUUCUUUUUCUUUUUCUUUUUCUUUUUUUUUUUUUUCUUUUCUUUUCUAUUCUUUUCAUUUCUCAGGAUUAUUAUUUUCAAAUGAUAAUAUAUCCUUUGCAAAUAAUACUUUUUUGUAAUCUUUUAAUGAAACUAUAGAGAACCGUUUUAUACUGUUUGGCGCUGGCGCGGAUUCAGUAUUAUUACUUAAUAUUUUAUAUCUUAUUAUAUUUUUUUUUGUUUAUCUCUCUCUCUAUCUAUCUAUCUAUCUAUCUCUAUCUACCGGAAGUACUUAAUGAUAAAUUCGCGCUUUACUUAAUAAUAAUCUUCUAUUUUUAUACGUGUUAUAUUAUAUAUAUAUAUAUAUAUAUAUAUAUAUUUGUAUAUAUGUAUAUAUAUGUAUAGAUAUCUAUCUUUUAAGAAAGAUAAGAAAGAAAAUGUACUAUAAUUGCGUACUUAUUUCCUGUAUAAUGUAUUGAAUAUUUUAUAUCAAUGCGUUACGUGCUAUAUAAACAAGGAACAUUUUAGAAAAUCAAAACGCCAAAGGACAGGUGCUUAAAUUAUACUUCUUUUCAACGAAAA
This is a messenger RNA of Vespa mandarinia (Asian giant hornet), 5702 nucleotides long. RefSeq names its product putative multidrug resistance-associated protein lethal(2)03659. Lineage: Eukaryota; Metazoa; Arthropoda; Insecta; Hymenoptera; Vespidae. The record is from RefSeq and is a predicted model, not a curated record. Gene Ontology annotation, cellular component: membrane. Gene Ontology annotation, biological process: transmembrane transport. Gene Ontology annotation, molecular function: ABC-type transporter activity; ATP binding; ATP hydrolysis activity.